Molecule: messenger RNA, 1191 nt
Organism: Fundulus heteroclitus (mummichog)
Lineage: Eukaryota; Metazoa; Chordata; Actinopteri; Cyprinodontiformes; Fundulidae
Gene: her8.2
Product: hairy-related 8.2
Exons: 4
Coding region: 205-804 (199 amino acids)
Biological process (GO): regulation of neurogenesis; anterior/posterior pattern specification; regulation of transcription by RNA polymerase II
Cellular component (GO): nucleus
Molecular function (GO): DNA-binding transcription factor activity, RNA polymerase II-specific; RNA polymerase II cis-regulatory region sequence-specific DNA binding; protein dimerization activity
Source: RefSeq, a predicted model, not a curated record
CCGGUCAUUCAGUGAAGUCAGUGACCUGUCAGUCUUGACUGAUGGGGACCCCGUGUGUGGGAAAAUCCUGCAGGCAAAGGGCUGGUCCAUUCACAUGCUAAUCGCGUCCUAUAAAUAAAAGGCUUGUGACGCGCCGAGGACCCUAGAGACGCGCUGAGACCCAGGGCAGGAGCGACAGAAGCACAGAAGCGCACCGGUUUCAACAUGACCGCGUCUUCUGCAGCGCGCAACGCAGAGAAACACCCCGUGGCCAAGGAGGAGAGAAAGCUCAGGAAGCCGCUUAUCGAGAGGAAACGACGGGAGAGGAUAAACAACUGUUUGGAUCAGCUGAAAGAAACAGUGAUCGGAGCCUUCAGGCUGGAUCAAUCCAAACUAGAGAAGGCAGACAUCCUGGAGAUGACGGUGAAACAUCUGCAAAACAUCCGCAAUAAUCACCUGAAUGACCAAACGUUAGGCCUAGAGGCCCAGCAGAGAUACAGCACAGGCUACAUCCAGUGCAUGCACGAGGUCCACAACAUGCUCCUCACCUGCGACUGGAUGGACAAAACUCUUGGCUCCCGGCUCCUCAACCACCUCCUCAAGUCCCUUCCCAGGUCCAACCAUGACCUCAGCCGGCCCAAACACAGGCAUGACGGGUCGGUCUUGACCAGCCAAGGCAUCCCUACCACACCCCUUCGCAGUGGCCCAAUAGUUGGGAGGCAGCAUCAGAAGGGCGAGUCAGACGGCCAGGUUCCUGAGCGUCAGGAGAGGCCUGCACUCCACACCUCAUCUCUGGGGAUGCUGGAGAUGUGGAGGCCCUGGUGAACUUGUGGAUUAAUGAUCUAAGAUGUCAAUUUUGUAAGACUAUCCUCAGUUAUGUAUCUUAUAGAUAUGGUGUUCAGAAGACCAAGAUGUGGGGGCGGUUUUGUUCCAGUGGUUAUUAUGUUUAGCUGUGCUAUACUAACUCUAUACAGACCUUUUCUCAGUACUUCCCUAAAGAAGUUGACUUCUUGUAGCCUGCAUUAUAGAAGGCUCUUAUUAAUCUUUCUUUUAUUUAUUGUAUUAACAUCUAUUUAUUUCAUAAUAUAUGGCAUGACUUUACUUCUUUGGCCCUUCGCUAAGUGCAUUUCUAUCCUCCUACUUUCUAUACUAUUUAACCUAAACAUUAUUAAUAAAAAUAAAGUAUGUUACUUACUCAUUAAAAGAAGCUUA